Molecule: messenger RNA, 3354 nt
Organism: Nicotiana attenuata
Lineage: Eukaryota; Viridiplantae; Streptophyta; Magnoliopsida; Solanales; Solanaceae
Product: probable pre-mRNA-splicing factor ATP-dependent RNA helicase DEAH5
Biological process (GO): mRNA splicing, via spliceosome; spliceosomal complex disassembly
Cellular component (GO): intracellular anatomical structure; catalytic step 2 spliceosome
Molecular function (GO): RNA helicase activity; RNA binding; ATP binding
Source: RefSeq, a predicted model, not a curated record
AUGGGAGGGAACGAAGGUAUGAAGCGGUUGGAAUAUAUUUCUCUCAUAUCGAAGGUGUGCAACGAGUUAGAACCUAAUUUAGGUUUUGGCUACAAAGUAUUAGCUGAAUUUAUUACUUAUUCGGGUAGAAGUUGCUUAACAGUAGAUGAAUUUGAUAGGAAAUUGAAAGAUAAUGGUGCUGAAAUCCCAGAUUAUUUUGUACGAACAUUGCUUACUAUUAUCCAUGCUAUAUUGCCUCCUCCUAGCACCAAGUCGAAGGAUGGGGAGAUUGAGCUUGAGGCGAAGAAGAGUAAGAGGAGAGAUGGAGAGGAAGAAGAACGGGAUGGGACUAGAACUAAGCCUAGGGCUAGGGAUGCUGGUCAUGAUGAUGGUAGAGCUGAACGUCAUAGGGGUUCACAUAGGCACAGGGACAGAGAUGGAGAUACAUAUGCAAAGGGCAAGAGAGCUGAUGAUUGGAGGAAGUCGACGCAUCCUGUUAUGGAUGAGCCCGAGUUGUAUACAGUAUAUAAGGGGAGGGUGUCAAGGGUGAUGGAUUCUGGUUGUUUUGUUCAGCUGAAUGGCUUUAGAGGGAAAGAAGGUUUGGUUCACGUUUCUCAGCUUGCUAAUACAAGGGUUAGUAACGCCAAAGGUUUAGUAAAGCGGGACCAGGAUGUUUAUGUUAAGGUUAUCUCUAUCAGUGGGCAGAAGCUGAGUUUGUCAAUGAGAGAUGUUGAUCAGAAUACAGGAAAGGAUCUGUUGCCCUUGACGAAAAGCUCAGGUAAUGCUGCAAAUCCUUCAGGCAUGAAUAUUGAGGGCUCUAGGACUAGGAGGAUUGGCCUUUCCGGUAUCAACAUUACUGAGGCGGAGGAGCAUGUUGUUCCGUCUUGUAGACCGCUGAAGAGGAUGAGUUCACCUGAAAGGUGGGAAGCCAAGCAACUUAUUGCCGCAGGUGUUUUGGGGGUGAGGGAACAUAUCAUGUUUGAUGAAGAAGGGGACGAGCUGCUAUAUCAGGAAGAAGGUGCUGAAGAAGAGCUUGAGAUUGAGCUAAACGAAGACGAACCCCCUUUCUUGCAAGGCCAGAGUCGUUACUCAGUGGAUAUGUCCCCUGUUAAUUUUAAAAAUCCUGAAGGAUCCUUGAGUCGUGCUGCUGCCCUACAAUCUGCUUUGAUAAAGGAGAGAAGGGAAGUAAGGGAGCAGCAACAGAGGACGAUGCUUGAUUCCAUCCCAAAGGAUCUCAACAGACCAUGGGAAGACCCGAUGCCAGAGACAGGAGAGAGGCAUCUGGCACAAGAGCUGAGGGGUGUUAGUUUGUCUGCCUACGACAUGCCAGAGUGGAAGAAGGAUGCUUAUGGUAAAGCCUUGACCUUCGGCCAGAGGUCUAAGCUAUCCCUCCAGGAGCAGCGGCAGAGUCUUCCUAUUUACAAAUUGAAGAAAGAACUGAUUCAGGCUGUCCAUGAUAAUCAGGUCCUUGUCGUCAUUGGUGAGACAGGUUCUGGCAAGACAACACAGGUGACACAGUAUCUAGCUGAGGCAGGGUACACAACAAAGGGGAAAAUUGGCUGUACUCAGCCUCGUCGAGUGGCUGCAACGUCAGUGGCUAAGAGAGUUGCUGAGGAGUUUGGUUGUCGAUUAGGCGAAGAGGUCGGUUAUGCUAUUCGGUUUGAAGAUUGUACUGGGCCAGAUACUGUGAUCAAAUAUAUGACUGAUGGCAUGCUUCUGAGGGAGAUUUUGAUUGAUGAAAAUUUGUCCCAGUAUUCAGUCAUAAUGCUUGAUGAAGCACAUGAAAGAACAAUCCACACUGAUGUUCUUUUCGGUUUGCUUAAGCAGCUUGUGAAGAGGAGACCUGACCUUCGUCUAAUUGUCACAUCUGCAACUUUGGAUGCUGAGAAGUUUUCUGGUUAUUUCUUCCACUGCAACAUCUUUACAAUCCCAGGAAGAACUUUCCCAGUAGAGAUACUCUACACAAAGCAGCCAGAAAGUGAUUACCUUGAUGCAGCUUUAAUUACUGUUAUGCAGAUCCACUUGACAGAACCUGAAGGUGAUAUCCUCCUCUUCUUGACUGGUCAAGAGGAGAUUGAUUAUGCUUGCCAGUGCCUUUUCGAGAGGAUGAAAGGACUAGGUAGAAAUGUUCCUGAACUGAUCAUACUACCUGUCUAUAGUGCCUUGCCCAGUGAAGUGCAGUCCAGAAUUUUUGACCCUGCCCCUCCUGGGAAGAGAGAAGUUGUUGAUGCUACUAAUAUUGCUGAAGCUUCUUUGACAAUUGAUGGUAUAUAUUAUGUUAUUGAUCCUGGAUUUGCAAAGCAAAAUGUCUACAAUCCAAAACAGGGACUUGAUUCACUGGUUAUUACCCCAAUUUCACAAGCAUCAGCAAAGCAACGAGCAGGGCGUGCUGGACGAACCGGACCUGGGAAGUGUUACCGCCUGUUUACUGAGAGUGCAUUCCACAGUGAAAUGUCCCCUACUGCCAUUCCCGAAAUCCAAAGGAUAAAUCUUGGGAACACGGUUCUUAUGAUGAAAGCAAUGGGUAUUAAUGAUCUUCUGUCGUUUGAUUUCAUGGACCCACCUUCCCCCCAGGCUCUCGUAUCUGCCAUGGAGCAACUUUACACUCUUGGAGCACUCGAUGAGGAGGGGCUCCUGACGAAGCUGGGAAGAAAAAUGGCGGAAUUUCCAUUAGAUCCUCCUUUGUCCAAGAUGCUUCUUGCUAGUGUGGACCUUGGCUGUAGUGAUGAGAUCUUGACCAUAAUUGCUAUGAUUCAAACAGGAAACAUCUUUUACCGACCAAGGGAAAAACAAGCACAGGCCGAUCAGAAAAAGGCCAAAUUUUUUCAGCCUGAGGGUGAUCAUCUUACCUUGCUUGCUGUUUAUGAGGCUUGGAAAGCCAAAAACUUUUCAGGUCCAUGGUGUUUUGAAAAUUUUGUCCAGUCUCGAUCUCUCAGGAGGGCGCAGGAUGUUAGAAAACAGCUGCUCUCCAUCAUGGACAGGUAUCAAUUGGAUGUUGUGAGUGCUAGAAAGAAUUUCACGAAGAUCCGGAAGGCUAUUGCUGCAGGUUUCUUUUUUCAUGCUGCUAGAAAGGAUCCUCAAGAGGGUUACAGAACUCUUGUUGAGAACCAGCCAGUUUACAUUCAUCCUAGCAGUGCUCUUUUCCAGAGACAGCCAGACUGGGUUAUUUAUCAUGAGCUUGUUAUGACAACAAAGGAGUACAUGCGCGAAGUGACCGUGGUAGAUCCUAAAUGGCUUGUCGAGUUGGCACCAAGUUUUUUUGAAGUGGCUGAUUCAACGAAAUUAAGCAAGCGCAAGAGACAGGAACGUAUUGAGCCUCUUUACGAUAGAUAUCAUGAGCCAAACUCUUGGCGAUUGAGUAAGAGGAGAGCGUGA